AUGACUGAACUGUACAGACUUCGUGGAAUCGUACAUGAUAUGCCACAUAUCAGCCCACAAGAGUAUGAAUACAGAGCUACGGGCUGGACGUCACAUCCUUCCAAACAUCUCCAAGCACAUCAAAUUUCGUUGGAAGACGGUGGGUCUCAGAAUGUAGUACUCGGGAUCUAUACAGAUGGAUCAAAAUCCUCAGCAGGAGUUGGGGCUGCAUUUUGUGUCAUGCAGGAUGCAACUUUUUCAGAGAAUACCUUUAACAGCGCACAACUAUGGACAUCUUAUGAUCGUCCAUAUUUGGAUGCCAUUUCAGAUACUCGGGUAAUUGGCGUUCAAACGGAAGAAAAUGCAUCUUUAAUGGUUUCUUCAGAAAAUGCUGAGUCUUGUUUCAGACAUGAAAAUGAUUUUCCCGCAGCUUAUAACCUUUCAUCAGCUGUCAUAGAAUCAACUGGUGUUUACGAGGAAAGGCAAAGAAUAUCAGGUGUAUCCGAUCUGAUAUAUGCGACAGGUAGUGAAAAAGAUGAGAUGUCAUGUCAAGAGAACAAAUGGCUGUCUCUGAAUACCGAUAACAAAUAUUUUAUGGAUUCUUUAGAAUGUGCUAUUAGAAGAGGGCAUUCAGAUAGUAGCAAUAUCUCUGAACCAAGAAAACUGAUUGUGAAUCCUGAUUUCCUACCAGAAAGAAAUGAACCAGAAAAUGGCAAGAUACCUGUCUCGGAGUAUGUAACUGAUGAACAUACUUCACUUGAAAUACACUCAAAUGUUUACAGUAAGAGCGAGAAUAUAACCGUCAACUUGAAGGAACAUAUUUCUUCUAUAACAGAUAACAAUACUGUGGCUGGACCUUCAGGGAUGUGCCCUCGGAAGAAGAAAUUUCCUUGCACAUUAUGUCCAAAGGAAUUCAAUGAAAAAUGUAAUCUCUACGUUCAUUAUCGAACACAUACAGGCCAAAAGCCUUUUGUAUGUGAAUUAUGCAGAAGAACAUUUACUCAGAAAGGAAAUCGCGAUAGACAUUUUCGAACUCACACCGGUGAUAGGCCUUUUGUGUGUGAUUUCUGUAAAAGACCUUUUGCUUCUAAAGAUAGUCUGACAAGACAUGUUAGGACUCACACAGGAGUAAGACCUUAUAAGUGUCCAGUUUGUGGAAAGACAUUCUCUUAUAGAAGUAGUUUCAAUAGGCAUGUCAAGAGAAAGCAUAAAUGA
Molecule: messenger RNA, 1194 nt
Organism: Argiope bruennichi
Lineage: Eukaryota; Metazoa; Arthropoda; Arachnida; Araneae; Araneidae
Product: zinc finger protein 235-like
Exons: 2
Coding region: 1-1194 (397 amino acids)
Cellular component (GO): nucleus
Source: RefSeq, a predicted model, not a curated record